UUGUAUAAAAAAAACAAGUUUAACAAAAUAAUAAAGUGUUAUGGGGUACAUGACUGGUUUCUUUUCUUCAUACUCAUGAGUAUUUGUAUUCUUUAUUUAAGAGCUUAUUAAAAUGAGGCCAUUCAGAUGCUACAAACGGCUUAUGACAGGGACAGUUUAUUUUAGUUUAUCUAAGCAAUAUGUGGAGAAUACCACCUGAAGUGACAUUCAAUCAAUUAUAUAGUAGCAUGGGCGCGGCGUGGAAGUGAGCCAUCAAGAAACAUCCUUAAACAAAGGGGUACGUGACCGUAAUUAUCAUUCAGAAAGACAUCUGUCUAGACAAACUUCGUUUACAUUUAGAGCGAGACUUGGUUUACAUUACGGGCUGGGGAAAAUCUGGUUUGAAAAACAGUAUAAAGAUGUCUGAGCUGAUAUUAUUCGACAUACUUCACAUACUCGUGUCACUGCUACUCUGUAAUAAAGUUAUUCUUCGUUGUGAUCUUUGACGUCCUCAUGAUUAUUUUCUUACAUUACUUUGGACAGGUAAAGGCUUCUGAAUUUUCUCAGCUAGCAAUUUUAGGUGUUCUAUUAAAGUUCCUACAACAUCGCUGCACAGGAAUGUUUAACACUAAUUAGUAUCUCCAUAUACUUUGUUUGUCUGUAUGUGUGUGUGUGUGUGUGUGUGUGUGUGUGUGAGUGUGUGAGUGAGUGAGAGAGAGAGAGAAAAUUGUAAUAAUUCAUUUAAUAAAAAAAAUAAUCGCACCAGUUACACUAGAAGAGGUGUAAACUGUGUGUCUGAUAUAUUUCCGUUAGUCUUCUGCUUGGAAAGAGUUGCCAUAAAUAACGGCAUUUAAAGGUGAUGUACUAUGGUAAAAUUAGCUAAGCCAUAAAUAACCCUCUUGUGACCCAAGCAGUAGCUGACCACACACACACAUACACACACACGGGCUGAGCGUUACAAACUGCUAGUAUGGAUCAAGCGCUGGAGAUCGAGCAUGUUGAUUUGGAGUGCACAGUGAACAAUGCCCAACACCACACAGAGCUGAAUGGAGCAGAUGGACUGAUCGUGAGGAGAGGUCAACCCUUUACCAUCACCCUUUACUUACGAGCUGGCUCACACUUUCAACAUGGAAGCAACUUCAAACUCAUAACCACUACAGGCUCAGACCCCUCUGAGCUCGCAGACACUGCUGUAAAAUUUGGACUAAGUAAAUUUAUAUCCAAAGUCCGCUGGAGUGCGACAGCAAUGUUAGCAUCUGAGAGGAGCGUUACACUCACUAUUGGCUCUCCUCCUGAUGCCCCCAUCGGCUUAUACCAAUUCAGCCUCGAGCAGGCCAGCAAGGAAGUAAUGGAAGUCAGUUUGGGCCAGUUUGUGCUGCUUUUUAACCCCUGGUGCAAGAGAGAUUCAGUGUAUUUGGCAAGUGAGGCUGAGAGACAAGAGUAUGUCCUUUCUCAGGAUGGACUGAUCUACCGUGGAAAGCCCAAACACAUCACUACACUUCCAUGGACCUUUGGACAGUUCGAGCCUGGAAUCUUGGAUAUCUGUCUGAGAGUUUUGGAUGAAAACCCGAAGCAUUCGGAAGACCCAGCGCAGGACAUUUCAGACAGAAGAAGCCCUGUCUACGUGACCCGAGUCAUCAGUGCAAUGAUAAACAGCAAUGAUGAUAACGGUGUUCUGGUGGGGAACUGGUCAGGAGAUUAUGAGGACGGCGUCAAACCCACUACAUGGAAGGACAGUGGUAGCAUUUUACACCAGUGGAUUGAACAGAACUGCACAGGAGUGCGAUACGGACAGUGCUGGGUGUUGGCCGCUGUGGCAUGCUCAGUGUCCCGGGCGCUGGGCAUCCCCUGCCGAGUGGUCACCAACUACGAAUCAGCUCAUGACACAAACAGCAACCUGCUCAUUGAACGCUACUACAACGAGAUUGAUGAGGAUAUAAGUGAUGACUCCAUAUGGAACUUUCAUGUAUGGGUGGAGAGUUGGAUGACCCGUCCCGACCUUAGGCUCGGCUACGAGGGUUGGCAGGCCAGCGAUCCCACACCACAAGAAACAAGCGAUGGGGUGUACUGCUGUGGUCCGGUCCCUGUGAGAGCUAUAAAGGAAGGCGACCUGAGCGCAAAUUACGACGCUCCAUUUGUUUACGCUGAGGUGAAUGCAGAUGUUGUAGAAUACAUCGUCCUGGGUGAUGACAAAGUGGUACAAGUAGGAGGAUCAGCUACUCACGUGGGCCAGUGUAUCAGCACCAAGGCAGUGGGCACAGACGAGAGAGAGGACAUUACACACCUCUACAAAUACCCUGAAGGUAAAACGGAUAUAUGCUCGAGUGCUAGAAGCGAUUACAAAUCCCAGGAGUUAACGACUACCACAAUUGAGCCUCGGGAAAGUGAUAAGCGUAGAUCCUUUGCAGGUUCCGAAGAGGAGAGGCAGGUGUUUGAGAAGGCCAACCACAUAAACCGGCUAAUCCAGAAUGAGGAAGAGCCCGGUCUGUACGCGAAGAUCAAACUGAACCCUGAUAUGAUGGUGGGUUCAGACUUCGACGUGUAUGCGCAGGUCAAAAACAACACGGACACGGUGAAGAACUGCCGUCUGAUGUUUUAUGCCCAGGCUGUGACCUAUAACGGCAAACUCGGGGGGACAUGCGGCCUGACAGAGCUCAGUGAGGUUAACCUUGCCCCGAUGGAAGGAAGUGAGGCAACACUUUGCCUAAAAUAUUCAGAGUAUGGAAAAGCCAUAACUCAAGACAGGAUGAUCAAACUGGUUGCUCUGCUUAUCGACUUGGAGACCAAGGAGCUUCAGAGAGAAACGAAGACUAUAGUACUGGAGAGCCCUUCCAUUAUCAUCCUGGUUCUCGGGGAUUCUAAAGUAGGCCAGCCUGUUUCGGUUGAUGUGACACUGCAGAAUCCUCUGCCUGAAUCGCUGGAAAACUGCGUCUUCUCUUUACACGGAGCCAACCUGACAGCCGGCACGGCCAUCACUAAAGCUGUUGGGACAGUUGGUCCUGAGGACCUCGCCACUGCUGAGUUUGAGUUCACACCCAUGGCGUCAGGAAGACGAAAACUAGUGAUCGACUUCUCAUCUGAUAAACUGAGCAACGUCCACGGAUACAGUAACAUAACUAUCGAAGAAUAAAUGCCUUCGUUCUUCGCUGACCAAAACGGAUUCGUAUUCGCUCAGAGGAGUUUACAGUUUGUGUUUUCAUGAGAUUACAUGCUUACGUUACAUGAGAACAGAAACUAAAUCACUUCCUUUUCACAUUAUAUGCAACUAUAAAUGGAUAAGUAGUACAUCAGUCUUUCAUUUUCUUUUCAAAAAUGUAACCUUUAGCAACCUGCUGUGGUAUAAGUGGAAUAAAAGCCACACUACCCUCU
Molecule: messenger RNA, 3348 nt
Organism: Ictalurus furcatus (blue catfish)
Lineage: Eukaryota; Metazoa; Chordata; Actinopteri; Siluriformes; Ictaluridae
Gene: tgm2a
Product: transglutaminase 2, C polypeptide A
Exons: 12
Coding region: 950-3109 (719 amino acids)
Biological process (GO): peptide cross-linking
Molecular function (GO): protein-glutamine gamma-glutamyltransferase activity
Source: RefSeq, a predicted model, not a curated record